CACGCGAGCGUCAAACAUGGGGAGACGCUGGAGGAUUUGGCCAAAGGGCCCGGUGCUGUUGCUUCGCCUGGGAUGGCUCCGCUGGUCGAGGUUCAUGCAGCCGUUCGAUCCGUGACAAUUGACUCGGAGGACACUAUCACACUAUCUCUGGGGAUGAUGCCCAUUCCUUUGAGCUGAAACGACGAGAGGUGCUAGUUGAGAAGUCUAAAAGAAGUCAGUCCAACCGUGUUCGGCAAGUGGUUAAGGCGUUUGAGGCCGACCUGAUGAUGGAUGAUUCUUCUCCUAGGAAGUGGGUCCGUCAACCUCGUUCUCUCGAAAGAAAGCAACAGCUAGAGCUGAGAGAAGGUGAGGAAGGACUGUUGGGGAUUAAUGCCUAUGGGUCCAAUCUUUUGGAUCCUACUGUUGGGGGUCUAAAGCGAUCGCUGGAGAAACUUGAGGGUGAUGUUGCGGAAUCCCCAACCCCGAGAAAACAAUUUGUGGAGGACAACGAUGGAAUUGAGAAGGUGGAGGAAGCCAGCCUCGAGUGGCCCCGCCCGGAUAAAUGAGGCUCCUAGGCUGGAAUGUGAGAGGAAUUGGACCAUCCCUCACAUUCCAAACUAUUGUAUGUUUAAUUCGUUCCAAUAAACCGGAUCUCGUGUUUUUCUCGGAAACACGAUCGAGACGACGAGUAGUUACCCGCCGUAUGCGGGGUUUAGGUUUUGAUAAUUCCCAUUGUUUCUUUGUCGAUGCAAUUGAGGCAUCGGGUGGUUUAGUUCUUGCGUGGUCCACGGAGUUGACGCUUUGGUGUUUUUCCAUUACAGCUUCUGUAUUUGUACGCAAAUUAAUGAAGUGGAUUUUUCUUAUGUUGUGGUCUUUGUCUACAUUAGUUGCAAUGUUUCUUUACGAGCAACUCAACUGGCUCAGUUAUGUGAAAUAUGCGACAGUAUCCACCAACCCUAUGUGAUCAUUGGUGAUUUUAAUUCUACUCUUCAUGAAAAUGAAAAAGAUAGUGGUAUGUCAUGGAAUGCGGCUGAUAAACCGUUAAUUGCACAUUUUUUACUCCUAUUCUGGAGCCGUUUGAGGUGUUGAUUCUCGUGUUUUAGGCCGAUUUCACGCUAGGUUGUGCUUGUUUGUGAUAUUUCAGGUCCUAGUACAUGAAUGAAGUUUUGGGAGCGAGUUCGAGGUCGAUUGGACGAAGAUCGGACGCGUGGCGAGUCGCUGAGGAAGUCACACGGGCACACACAAAUCCCACACAGCCGUGCAAGUAAUCAAUGUGGCCGUGUGGGAUUGUGCGAGCCUUCACACGGGCAGGAAUAAAUCCCACACGGCCGUGUCAUGAACCAAAGUGGCCGUGUGGAAUUCUGCGAGGCUUCACACGGGCAGACUGGAGGCUCCACAGGCCCGUGUGCCCCUGACCGUGUAGGUAGCCUGAAGUCAAUUAAUCGGAACGCGGCGUUUUGGAUCUCACACGGUCAACUGGGUAUGCCACACGGCCGUGUGGCCUGCCCGUGUGAGUCGGGAUUUUCUGGUUUUAAGCCAAUUUCCAGCCACAAGUGAGUGGGAUUCGAGUUUUAGAGAGACAGAGCGAUUCCUAGAGAGAGAAAGUGAUGAACAAGAGUUCCCAAGUGCCCCAGCUUGAUCUUCAUCACCAUUGGAGCCCGGCUUGAGCUUGGAGAAGUGCCGAUCGACGACCAGGAGCUGAAACCCAUCCUUCACAGUAUGGUUUCCGCAUCUAAAUGUGCUUUUGCUUCUUUCUCCAUGGAGUAGUUCUCCCAUUCAUCUGGGUAUGGAGAACCCUAGAUUUGUAUGUUAGGUCUGAUUGUAUGAACCCAAGUACAGAUUUCAUGAGUUGAUUAUAUUCGAUUGAGGCUUGAAUGAUUGAAUGACUUGAAUCCUGAUCAAAUUCAUGUUGUUUCUGCUUUAACCUAGAAUGAGAAUAUCUGCCUAGGUUGAUAGAGCACCCUUAAUUGAAGGUGGCGAAUUGGUGACUUUAGUCGAGGAGCCAAUUCGCUAUUCUGUACCGAAUUCAAUUGGGUAGUGGAGGCUUGGUUCGUUAGGGCCUCAAUCUGUUUACUCCGGUGGAGGUUAGUCGCCCGCUGGAGACUCAGAUUGAGAGGGUCUGGAGACCUUUAGUCGAGACUUCAGACUGUUUAAGAACCUUCCGCAGUAUAACUUUCAUGGAAACUGAACUUGGUAAAUUGCAAUCCGGCUUAAUUGCAGUCUAGGGGGAACCAUAUCCGGGUGACCUCUCUCGACUUGAAAACAACCGUUUAACUUGCUUUGUGUUUUUGUUUGUUUGAACCUGCACUUAAGUUUUACCGCUAGAUAAUAAGAAUUCACUGAGUAG
This is a messenger RNA of Linum trigynum, 2326 nucleotides long. The record is from the annotation of a GenBank genome assembly. NCBI's taxonomy places the organism in Eukaryota, Viridiplantae, Streptophyta, Magnoliopsida, Malpighiales, Linaceae.